GGGGGGGGGAGAGGGGCAUCAUAGAUGUUUGUUUCGGCCCGACAAAUAGGUACGUGUGCAGGGGCCUUUGUACCCCUGCCCCAGGGCCUUUGAAAUCUCCAUUGAAAUCGGAUACUAAGCUGAAGUUUGCUAGAAUAUGGGGCGCUAGUAUCGCCAGGGUCAGCUUCAGUUGCCACAAGAAGAUUUGUAGGAGAGCGCGCCACUUUUAUGAGCUCCCGAGGAGAAUUCCACCAAAUAGUUCAUUAAUGAGAGUUUGACGGAAGUUGGAAGGCCCUGCCCAGGCCGCCCCUGUCAUACUCGUAGUGACGUUUUUAGAUAACAAGUAUUAUAACACCUGGCAACGGCAAGUUGUGAUAGUGAUGGCAAAAAUCGUUGUUAAAGAGGACACCGGAAUUAAAAGAGAACAGGAUGAAGAGAAUCCCAUUCCAGUAUUUCAAUCAUUAGAGCAAGAAAAUGCAGAUGAAGAUGAAAAUAAGCCCUGUCCUGUUUUGGAAUCAUUAGAACAAGAAAAUGCAGAUGAAGAUGAAGAGAAGCCCAGUUCAGUAUUGCAAUCAGUAGAGCCAAAAAAUGCAAUUGAAGAUGAAGAUAAGCCCAGUCCAGUAUUGCAAUCAGUAGAGAAAGAAAAUGCAGGUGAAGUUGAAAAUAAUCCCAGCCCAGAAUUGGAUUCAGCAAGGCAAGACAAUGCAGGCGAAGAUAAAGACGAGCCCAAUCCUGUUUUACAAUCAGUAGAGCAAGAAAACGCAAAUAAAGAUGAAGAUAAGCCCGAUCCUGUAUUACACUUAGUAGAGCCAGAAAACGCAAAUGAAGAAGAAGAUAAGACCAAUCCAGUUUUACAAUCAGUAGAGCAAGAAAACGCAAAUGAAGAUGAAAAUAAGCACAAUCCUGUUUUACAAUCAGUGGAGCAAGAAAACGCAAAUGUAGAUGAAGAUAAGCCUAAUACUGUUUUACAAUCAGUAGUGCAAGAAAAUACAAAUAAAGAUGAAGAUAAGCCCAAUCCUGUUUUACAAUCGGUAGAGCCAAAAAAAUCAACUGAAGAUGAAGAAAAGCCAAAUACUGUUUUACAAUCAGCAGAGCAAGAAAAUACAAAUGAAGAUGAAGAUAAGCUGAUUCCUGUUUUACUAUCUGUAGAGCAAGAAAACUCAAAUAAAGAUGAAGAUAAGCCCAAUCCAGUUUUACAAUCAGAAGAGCAAGAGAAUGCAGAUGAAGAUGAAGAAAUGCCCAGUCCAAUAUUGCAAUCAGUUGAGCAGGGGAAUGCUGAUAAAAGUGAAGAUAAGCCCUGUCCUGAAUUGCAUUCAUUAGAGCCAGAAAAUGCAGAUGACGAUGAAGAUAAGCCCAGUCCAGUAUUGCAGUCAGUUGAGCAAGGGAAUGUAAAUAAAGAUGAAGAUAAUCCUAGUCCAGAAUUGCAAUCAGUAGAGCAAGGAAUUGCAAAUGAACAUGAAAAUAAUCCCAGCCCAGAACUGCAUUCAGUAGGGCAAGAUAAAGCAGAAGAAGAUGAAAAUAAUCCCAGUCUAGAUCUGCCUUCAGUAGGGCAAGAAAAUGCAGACAAAGAUGAAGAUAAGGUCUGUCCAGUAUUGCAUUCAGAAGAGAAAGUAAAUGCAGUUGAAGAUGAAGAGAAGCCCAGUCCAGUAUUGCAAUCAUUUGAGCCAGAGAAUGCUGAUAAAGAUGAAGACAAGCUCAGUCCAGUAGAGCAAGAAAAUGCAGUUGAAGAUGUCACUAAGCCCAGUCCAGUACAGCAAACAGUACAGGAAGCAUGUGCAGAUGAAGAUGAAGAUAAGCCCUGUCCAGUAUUGCAUUCAGUAAAGCAGGAGAAUGCAGAUGAAGAUGAAGAUAAGUCUUGUGUAGUAAUGCAGCCAGUAGAGCAAGAAAAUGCAGAUGAAGGUGAAGAUAAGCCUAGUCCAGUACUGCAUUCUGUAAAGCAAGAAAAUACAGACAAAGAUGAAGAUAAGCCCAGUCCGGUGCUGCAUUCAGUAAAGCAAGAAAGUGCAGAUGAAGAGAGUGUCGUUAUUCCUCCUUGCAUGUUAGAUCAAAAAGGAGUGGACGAAUACUAUAAGAAAUUAUUGGAAUCAGUUGCUAAUAUUAAUUGUGCAUUGCCACUGUUGGAUUUAAUCAUGUUCCCAGAUAUGGCUACUGAACUUCUCAAUGAACACGAGGGAGAAUUAGUAGCAAACGAGGAUGAGAAAUUAAAGGAUGAAAUAUUGCUUUUGUCACCUCAAUUUAGUCAGGUGCGACUCGCUUUAUGGCUAUCUCUAAAGAAUAAUGUGUAUUGUUUGCGCAUGGAUGUGGAGCCUGUUAUGCAGAGAACAUUACUCAUUCUCACUGAUAAGAAAUUAAAAGAAAUGGAAAUGCAACUCUACCAUUUGAUGGAUAUGGGAAAUAUGGACAAAAUUACAAGAAAAGUGGAGAAGUUGAGAAUGGAUUUAUUGCAUGAAGAGUUGCAUGCCAUUAUGAAGAGAAAAUUAUCCGUGCUUUUUAAACGCAAACUGGAAGAAAUGAUGUGGCAAGUGUGGCAUAUGAUUGAUGAAAGGUUGGUGAUAAAAAGCAGAGAAAGCACUGGAGCGCCGGCGCAUGCAAUUCUGCUCCAAAUGGGAAGUUGGCUUUCGCAGACAAAGGCCCUUAUGGAGAAACCAUUAUUAACUGUUGUUGAAAGUUCAGUGAAAGAAAUGGAGAGGCAAAUGUGUAAUUUUGUGGAAGCAAGGUUGAGGUUAAUAGUCGAAGGAAUUAGAAAAAAUAAGGAACGAAUAACUGCAGCUCUAAGGCGAGCGGGAAUCCCAGAGGCGCUCAUUGCUGGGCAGUCUUGUGUAUCAUCUGAAAAGGCUUCAAGGGAUAGUAAAGAAGAGGUUUGUUCUGUUGCUACAGUGAAAAUGGAAGAAGUAGGUAAGAGAGAGGAUGCUCUUGAGAGACCUGAUGAAGAUUGUACAAGCGUCAAAUUACCUAAAUUGGAUACUUCGCCAAAGAGGCCAAAUCUUGAAGAGAAAUAGUUAAUUGAACUAAAGCUUGUCAUUUAGCUUUUCAAAUCAGACUUUUGUGUGCCAUGAAGGAGUGCAUUUGGAGCAAAUGACUUUUCGGCUUAGACAAGGAUUUAUUAAUAGCAGUCUUUCAUGGUAAGGGAAAGGAAAAGAGCAUAUGAAGGAACACUUAAAAAUGUUCAGUUUUCUCAGGGUUAUGUGCCUUUGCAUUUAGCUGCAAAGAAAGAACACGUUAAUGUUCUGGAAUUCAUCUCAUAGAUGGUACACACACAAACGAAGGGCAGAUAGAAGUAAUCACUCCCUUGAUGGGGGCCGCAAAUCAGUGCCCUGCUUCACGCUUUGCUUCAGGAUCUCAGCUGGUGCAGUUGUUACUGAAAUAACUGGGUAUAAUUUCUCUUGUGUUCCUAAAGCAGAAUUAAUUUGAUGCUCCUGAGGAAGUCUGUUCUCCCAAAUUUAUUUUAAGAAGUUAUUUGUAUUAAAUAUUGUGUGUUAAAUGUAUAAAACUUGUUUAUUAGAUUAUACAUCUGUCAGAUUUACUGUUAUUAAUCUUGAUAUUCUAAAUUUCUUAAGAAUCUUAUAGGUUGGGUUUCAUUAUAUCUUAGUACAUUGAUAAGUUCAUGUUUUCUGACCAUUCAGUUUUGGUCAAUGUUUUUGUUUUUUUAAGAAUUUUCAACUUCGUAAAUCUGUUUCGUAUUGACUGCAGUAAUUGUGAUUUGGUAGAAAAUACUGGUAAGGAAGGUAGUUUUGGGAAGUAUUGGCCUGUGGUAUUAGACUUCUCCACACUUUUAUUAGUUAAGUGAUAUUGUUUAUAAGUCUGUAAGUUAAUGUAUUUUAUUUCUGUGUGCAAUGGUUUGUAUAUGAUUUUUGCUGUAUUGUGAUUUUUUAACCACCCCAGUGAGUGAUCUUCAUUUUUGCUCACAUUAUGUGAUUUUAUGUAUGUGCAGUUUCAUUUCGCUAUGUUGAUAUGAUAAUUUUAAAUUUGAAACUGUUUUGUUAUAUUGUGACAGUAAUAAUUUUGCCAAAAAGUUGUAUGUUAGAAGGAUUUAUUUUUCUCAUCCUAUUUCUUCAAUGAUUAUUGGAUUUAUUCAGAUUAUAAUUAUUAUUAGAAUUGUUUUAUUGAGUGUUAAUUAUUUGACAAUAAACAAACUUGAAAGUGCA
Messenger RNA from Gryllus bimaculatus (two-spotted cricket), 4124 nucleotides. NCBI's taxonomy places the organism in Eukaryota, Metazoa, Arthropoda, Insecta, Orthoptera, Gryllidae. The record is from the annotation of a GenBank genome assembly.